AUGGUAGAAAAUUCAAGAUCAAAUUCUCAAGACUUGUUCCACAUUUUAAGAUUUGGAAGCAUUUGCAAGGCAUGCAGAUUUCUCCUCUCCAAAUGCUACCCUGAAAAAAACUCAAUGCCCUCCAUGAAAAUGGGAAAUACGAUGAAGAAGCCCAAAUCCAUGGAGCAAGAUGACAAGGCCACCAAAUACAAAAGCCAAAAAUCCAUGAAGAGAAAAUUCGACAAGGACAAAAAACGCGCGCACAUUGACGACCCAAACAAGCCCAACGGCACAAACCUGCCAAAUGGGCCGUUAAUCGGGCCCAAUUCGCCCCAGUGGAGCCCGCCGGCCCGGAUGGGAGCGGGUCCAUCCCGACUAUCUCGGGCCACGAGCCACGGCUCGUUCUCGCCUCUGACGAGGAGCGCGAGCAAGCGGGCCGGGCCGGGCCGGGCCUCCCUUCUACGGACCAUGAGCAACAACGAAGCUCUCAACCGCACUUUCUCGAGGAGCACGAGCCGAACGGGCCCAAUACUCUACUCGAACUCGCACGGGCUCGUGAAGCCGCGCGCGAACGAGCAGAAGCUCGACUGCAGCCUCGAGGAGCUCUGCUUCGGCUGCGUCAAGAAAAUCAAGAUCACGAGGGACGCCAUCACCGAAGACGGGCAAGUCGUGCAAGAAGACGAGACAUUCACGAUAAAAGUGAAGCCCGGUUGGAGACAGGGCACGAGGAUCACGUUCGAGGGAAAGGGAGACGAGGUGUCAGGGUCAGACCCUGCUGACGUGGUAUUCACAAUAACCGAGAAAAGACACGCAUUGUUUUCGAAACGGGACGAUGAUUUGGAGCUCAAAAUCGAUAUCCGACUCGUUGAGGCUCUAACCGGAUGCACUUUUAGUGUCCCAUUGCUUGGCGAGCAAAACAUGAUUAGCGUGACGGUGAAUGAUGUCAUAAGUCCCGGUUACGAAAAGAGAAUAUCGGGAAAAGGAAUGCCGAAGCACAACGAGCCCAUGACGAGAGGGGACUUGAUAAUCGGAUUUUCGGUCAAGUUCCCGGAGGAAUUGAGUGGUGAGCAGAGAGCUGAGGCUGCAAGAAUUUUGCAGCAAACUUGUUAA
Striga asiatica is the source of this 1089-nucleotide messenger RNA. The record is from the annotation of a GenBank genome assembly. NCBI's taxonomy places the organism in Eukaryota, Viridiplantae, Streptophyta, Magnoliopsida, Lamiales, Orobanchaceae.